AUGCUCUCCUCCCGUGUCGCCCAGGCGAGCCUUCGCGCUUCCGCCCAGCAGUUCUCCCGACGAUCCGUCGUCAACGGAGCCAGAACCUAUGCCGCCGCAGCCCAAGACCCAAAGCCUCCAGUCGCCCUCUUCGGCGUUGACGGCACUUACGCCAAUGCCCUGUACACUGCCUCCGCAAAGACCGGCAGCCUAGAGCAGACCUCCAAGGCUCUCAAUGCUUUGGCCGAGGUGUUCAAGAAGGACGCCAAGUUGGGUCCUAUCCUGCACACUCCUACCUUGACUGCACAGGACAAGUCUCAGAUUGUCCAGGAACUGCAGAAGCUUACUGGCAAGAACGAGCUUUUGGGCAACUUCUUCGUGACUCUUGCUGAGAACAACCGAUUGGGUGUCCUUCAGGGUGUUUGCGAGAAGUUUGAGACUUUGAUGGGCGCUUACCGGGGUGAGAUUGAGCUGAACAUCACCAGCGCUCAGAAACUUGACCAGAAGACCAUCCAGCGUCUAGAGACUGCCAUCGCCAAGUCUGAGUACAGCCAGGGCAAGAAGCUCAAGGUUGUCACCAAGGUCGACCCAGAAAUCGUUGGUGGACUCAUUGUUGAGUUCGAUGGCCGAACAAUCGACCUCAGCGUCUCCUCUAAGCUCACCAAGCUUAACAAGGCUCUCACCGACGCUCUGUAA
Molecule: messenger RNA, 675 nt
Organism: Trichophyton verrucosum HKI 0517
Lineage: Eukaryota; Fungi; Ascomycota; Eurotiomycetes; Onygenales; Arthrodermataceae
Exons: 4
Coding region: 1-675 (224 amino acids)
Biological process (GO): proton motive force-driven mitochondrial ATP synthesis
Molecular function (GO): proton-transporting ATP synthase activity, rotational mechanism
Source: RefSeq, a predicted model, not a curated record